This is a messenger RNA of Pocillopora damicornis (cauliflower coral), 6136 nucleotides long. RefSeq names its product atrial natriuretic peptide receptor 1. Gene Ontology annotation, cellular component: plasma membrane. Gene Ontology annotation, biological process: cGMP biosynthetic process; intracellular signal transduction; protein phosphorylation. NCBI's taxonomy places the organism in Eukaryota, Metazoa, Cnidaria, Anthozoa, Scleractinia, Pocilloporidae. Gene Ontology annotation, molecular function: peptide receptor activity; ATP binding; adenylate cyclase activity. The record is from RefSeq and is a predicted model, not a curated record.
GACCAAUAUAAUCUCGAUGUCUUUGUUUUCCUAGUGUUUUCGUAAUGAAGUGUUCGUCUCAUCGGCUCCCAAGGGAUUGCGGUCUAUUUACAGUUGGAACUGGUCUGAACAAGAUUACCAUAGUGGUAGAUUAGACCUCUCUUGAUUUGUUGUUUUCUGCAGGUAGAAGGGAGUUCAUUUGGUAAAGUUCUCGUUGAAUUUCUGCUGCUGUGUGGCUGGAAAAGAUUCGCAGCGCAGUGUAAUGCCGUCUUGUUGCUAACGAAGUAAAAAUUUUGUAUUAUUCAUGAGGCUGCCAAACCAGGAUGCCUUUCAAAUGAACCCAACCGGCUGGGACAUUGGACCGUAACUCUCUGAGAAGUCAGACAGUCAGGUACAGUUGAAGCCGCCCUCUCAAUGUCAGUAUCGGACUGAAAGUAUGGAAAUAUGGAUAAUCAAACUGUUGAUCUGUCAAACUUAACUGGGUUGCUUUAACUGCUUGGACAAGCCAUCCAUAUUGUUAUUGUGUUAAAAAUUUACAGGGAGUAUUGAUCGACGAUUGUAACCUGGCUGAGACCACAACUCUGGAUAGUCGUGGAUAGUUUUAUUAGAAUUUCUAACCGCAAAGGGUUGUGGAAAUUUUUAUCAUCUGGAUAAAACAUUUGGUUUCUCGGAUGAGUUUUAUUUAUCGUAUAGAGAUGGAUCCGUCGAUGUCUUCGAUCGCUUGUGCAUAGCUCUCGCCUCCAAAGCCAUCUCAGAAUCGUCUGUGCCAUGACUGUGUUUACAGGAGUUAUGGCGUCCACCGCAGUGUUUAUUGUUUUUCUCAUAAUGAUAAACUAUUUAACGUUGGCGGAGAAAAAGGAGUACAAAUUGGGUCUUCUCAUACCAUAUUCUACGGUGAUUCCACAUUUCGAACACGACUUUAAUAAGGGAGAAUCUUUCGCAGCGGCUAUGACAAUCGCGGUGGAGAGAUUAAAUGCGGAUCCAACGAUUUUGGCCGAUUAUAAUGUUACAUUUGUAUGGAAAGACACCAAGUGCGAUGAAUUGAUUGCUGUCUACGAGCAGUUAAAUCAAAUUAAUUCUGGAGUUCAAGCGUUCAUAGGGCCUGGAUGUAAUUGUCAAACUGCUGCCAGGAACGCGGCGGCUUUCAACAUGUCCAUAAUCUCGUUUAUGUGCAGUGCUGCAGAGCUAUCUAUUAAAAAGAAAUUCCCCACAUUCUCUCGCACUUUUGCUGUUGACAAUCAAGUUGCUCCCAGUAUCAUCAGUCUCUUAAAAUAUACCUACAAUUGGACUAGAGUCGCUAUCAUUGUUCAGAAUACAACAAAAUGGAUGGAUUUGAAAGACUACCUUAUGGAGGAAUUUGAAAAAGAGAGAAUAGAUGUAGCAAUGGAAUACACAACCGUGAACCCCGUGCUUUAUGACAGUAAACAUGAGGCACAGUUUCGUGAUGCACUGGAAAAGCUCAAAAGGAAAGCACGCAUUGUUCUAGUUAUUGGUAGCUACACCAUCGGUCUGGAGACUCUCUACCUUGCGAAGCAGCUAGAAAUGAUCAGUAGAGACUAUGCAUUCAUCUUAUUUGAGUUAGAUCAAUUGGCAGUGAAAAGAAACAAUAGGCUCAAGUUCUUUUGGUUCCAUCAACGAAUUCCUAUAAAAAGAAACAUCAGUCAAAGUUACAUUCCAGAAGCUAUGCAGGCAGCACUUAUUUUGGCAGUGAAGAAUCCACGUGGAAGUGGUUAUGAAAAUUUUGCGACUCAAGUCAAGCUAAAGACAUCAAAGAGUCCUUUCUUUAGUAUGGCAUAUAAUAAAUCAAAUUCAGCAUUUGCAAACAGUCCUCCCAUUUAUGCUGGGUACCUGUACAAUGCUGUAUACCAAUUUGGCUUAGCACUGAACAGAUCUCAAGCCCUUCUAGAAUCUGAGGGGCAGAAUAGAACCCCUACAGGAGCAGACAUAUCUGCACAGCUUCGGGAUUACACCUUUGAUGGCAUUCAGGGUUACAGAAUACAUUUGGAUAACAAUGGGGAUGCACAAUUCAACUUGACUCUGCUAGAUGUCAGAAAAAAUCCAACUCACAGCGAGGAUCCCUAUGAUUUAGUUGAAGUUGGAGAUUUCCAGAUAAAAUAUGGUAAUUUGUCCGGUAACAGGUCCCAGACAGGUUUUCCACACCUUGUAUUCCGCAAAAACUUUACCAAACUGUGGGUGGGGGGAAGUAGAAAAGCACCUAAGGACCGUCCCGACUGUGGAUUUGACAAUGAGCUGUGCCCUGGUCCAAAUGACGAGUCUCCAGACAACAAAAAAGAAAUCAUUGCUGGAGUUUCAUGUGGUCUGGGUUUCCUUGCCAUUCUACUUGUGAUAAAUUUAGUCAGACAGUACAGGUUGGAAAGAGAACUGAAAAGUAGAUUAUGGAAGAUUGACUAUAAUCAACUGGGCUUUGAGCGAAGAGCAUCAAAUACCUCGUUAGCAAGUGCCAUGAGAGACACAAAUGAAGAAGCCAUGCCCCUGAUAACGGAAGAAAGCAGCGAUGGAAAAAUCACAACUGUAGGAAGCUACAAGGGCAAUAUGGUUACAGUGGCUAAACUUCCUAAAGGUCAUUUAGAUCUGACGAGGAAAGUUCUUUUGGAGCUAAAACAGAUGAGGGAUAUUAGACAUGAUAAUUUGAAUCAAUUCAUCGGUGCUUGUGUGGAGCCAGAAAUUUGUAUUGUAAUGCAAUAUUGUUCUAGAGGAAGUCUGCAGGAUAUUUUAGAAAAUGAAGACGUCAAGCUGGAUCACAUGUUUAUAGCUUCCCUUGUGGCGGACAUAGUGAAGGGUAUGGCAUACAUGCACAGUACAGAUGUAAAAUCUCACGGUAAUCUCAAGUCUUCUAAUUGUUUGGUGGACAGCCGCUGGGUGUUGAAGAUCACCGACUAUGGUCUCCCUUCUUUUAGAAACAAAUUGAAAAAGAACAGAGAAGACUACGCCUAUUAUCGAGACUUACUUUGGGUAGCUCCGGAACUGUUACGAAUUCCAAAUCGUUCUUUGAGGGGAACCCAAAAAGGUGAUGUCUAUAGCUUUGCUAUAAUUUUACAAGAGUUCCACACAAGGGAAGGUCCUUACAGUGCAAAUUUCAUGGAACCAAAAGACAUUAUCCGUAGAGUAAAGGAUGGUGAGUUCCCACCCUUCCGUCCGACAGUUACAACACUGAUAACUGGUGUGGAGGAGCUACGGGAACUGAUGAAGCAAUGUUGGAAUGACAACUCGGAAGAGAGACCAGACUUUCACGAGAUUAAAAAGAUCAUGCACAAAGUUCUGGUCAACAACGGCAUGAAGACAAAUAUCUUCGAUAACAUUGUUUACAUGAUGGAAAAGUACGCUGAUAACUUGGAGGAGCUUGUAAUGGAAAGAACCGGUCAGCUGAUUGAGGAGAAAAAGAAGACGGAUGCACUUCUGGAAAGAAUGCUACCAAGACCUGUGGCUGAGCAACUCAAGAAGGGCCAAGAGGUAGAAGCAGAGAGUUUCCAUGAAGUGUCAAUCUACUUCAGUGAUAUCGUAGGAUUCACCAGCCUCUCCUCUGGGAGUACGCCGAUGCAGGUUGUGACUCUGCUCAAUGAUCUAUACACGCUGUUUGAUAACAUCAUUCAGGAGUAUGACGUGUAUAAAGUGGAGACAAUUGGUGACGCCUACAUGGUUGUAUCAGGCCUGCCUAUCAGAAAUGGCCAUGAGCAUGCUGGUGAGAUAUCCCGGAUGGCACUACAUCUCGUGGAGGCUGUGCAAACGGAUUUCAAAGUUCGACACCAACCGGAUCAUCAGCUUAAGCUCAGGGUUGGACUUCAUAGCGGUCCAGUUGUUGCGGGCGUGGUCGGUAACACUAUGCCCCGUUACUGUUUGUUUGGUGAUACAGUAAACACUGCGUCUAGAAUGGAAUCCAAUGGAGAAGCUCUUCGUAUUCACAUCAGUGAAGCCACCAAGGGUAUACUCGACGAUCUAGGUGGCUUUGAAGUUCAAGAAAGAGGAGAAGUGUUUUUAAAAGGCAAGGGCACUUGCAAAACAUAUUGGUUGAUAAGUGCCGUCAAACGCACCAGCAACAAAGUAAAUAAACUUCUUCACCCGAACGGCCAACCCCUCAUGAACUAUCUCAACGCUCCUGGCCAUCAUCUCGGCUCUAACAGCUCUCUAAAUAAUCUUAAAAGAACGGAAUCUUUGCGACGUUCAAUGAAGGCUUCUCCUAACCCCGUGAAAAAAUCUUGGCACAAGGCAGACGACGAAUCGGCAGCGCUGCUUAAUCAGACUUCUGUGUGACCACUGCACGACUUGGAGCGAUUUCUGUGAACGCUUUACAAAUUAGUCAUGGUUUCGUGGUCCAAGACAAGAGAGGGUUCGGGAGAUUGUUCGGAAAUCUUCGACAUGUUCUGGUAUUGCUCGAGAAGAAUUCUGAGAGAUUUGUCAGAGGUGCCAAAGAUGUCUCGGAAAUGAAGAGAAUAUUUUGGACUUGUUGGAGCCUCUGAACAUCGGAAAUUUCUCAAAUGUAAUGGUAUUGCUGCCUUUGUUGUCCGUUUGAAUCAUGUAUUUCCAUUUGAUGUUGAUCUACAAAGCUCGAUAUUCGUGCCAAAAAGACUAUAGGCCCCAUUCGCUCACGAAGACCAAAUUAGUCUGUGAAUUUCCAUACGCAUAGUUAAGAUAAUAAAUUAUCUGUGCUGUAAGAAAUCGUUACUUACCACAUCACGAUGCCUAUGAAAUAGAAACUCUGUAUAUAUUUUGAUCUUAGGUACCAGAUUAUUUCACACAGUGUGUUCUUUUGAACCUCGCACCAAGCUUUGCGGUUGUAUAAAUCAUGUGGAGGAGUGGUAACCAUGUAAACAUUUAUGCAUAGCGUCUAAAAUAAGCGAUAUCUGAGGUGUUAAUGUUACUGUAUAGCACUCCAUUAUGAACCUUGUUUAUAGCGCAGCCAUAUCUGCGGCGAACCAGUAUAUAUGAAAGGACAAUUAGAGUUAAGUAAUCAUUUUCACAAGUGAGUAGUGAAGGAGUCAUAUCUACUCGUCAUACUAUACGGUGUCAUGUUAAUAAUAGGAAUAUGUAUAAUUGGAGUUUUUUGUUUAUUUUUUGAAGCCAUUGAGGCGAAUUUUGUUCAUUCGUAAGUAUUCAACGGAUUAUCCAAGCUCCAGUCGUAACUAAAUCUCCCCGAAUAGCUUAUUUUAACCUUCACCUCCAGGAGUGAUUAUUCGAUAAAAUCUUCUUACUUUUCUAACACUGUCAGGCUAAUAGGUAAUGAGAAUUUGGAAAGGUACUGUCCGAGUGGAAGGGCUACAUCGCGAGAGUUCGAGUCACGUUUUGUGCCAUGUAAAACUACUAUCAGCUGGAAGAACGUCAACAGUAAUAAUUUUUUUAACCUUUUAACUCCCAGAAGUGAUAAACAUGUAACAUCUCCCUAUAGUAUCCGUACAUUAUUCAGCAAACAGGUAAUGAGAAUACUCAAACUCAUCAGGUAGAAGAUAUUACCUUGAUUGAUCACCAACUUCUCGUAACUAAUUAACAAGGAAAUGUGUAGCAGCUAGAGGGGAGAAUUGACAAUCAGAUCUUGGGAGUCAAAGGGUUAAACAGAACUACAUUAAAGAAGCUUUGAUAGACCAAGAAGAUACAGGCCUAGUCAGACGUGGAGAAGAUUGUAACUGAUCGACUCCAAGAAAUUAUCUUGAAUGUUUGGGUAUGAUCAAUCUGUGACCAAGUUCAGUUAAGCAUAGCAUCUGAUUUUUACCUUAGACCGAGACUGAACUAAGUCAAAGCAGACAUAACGCCUUAAGUUGUCGUAAAUGGCAAUAAAACUGUCGUUUGAAAUGAAAUAAGAAGUGGAAUAUCUAUAUCUUUUAUGUUAAAUUUUGAAAUGGACUUAAAAAUGAACGCACGAUUAGUAUUUGGAAUACACACCUCUUUCCAUAUGGGAAAGGUGGUCAGGUUCACAAGCCGGACGGAACAUGGCGUAGUUUCACCAGCUAUCUCACCGUGCAGACGCAUACGAAAUAACAAAGCUUUUGCCUCUUCUCUCUACCUAAUCUCCACAUUAUAGAUCCAUUAUUGUUCGUAUUUUGCUUCGCUCGAAGUUCUCUAUCUAACCUCAGAAGCAGAAUUAGCAAUCUUUAACAAUCGGAGCCUGGUACGCCUGAUAAUUAAUUGAAAUAGUGGAAAAACUGUG